This is a messenger RNA of Nerophis lumbriciformis (worm pipefish), 594 nucleotides long. The record is from RefSeq and is a predicted model, not a curated record. NCBI's taxonomy places the organism in Eukaryota, Metazoa, Chordata, Actinopteri, Syngnathiformes, Syngnathidae.
AUGGUGAUGGGAGUCAUGGCCAGUCGCAGCUCGCAGGUUGACGUUGUAGAUACCGAUUUGGGUGUCAUGAGCGGCGUCGCGGAGAGUAUUGAGACCGACGUGCCAGCGCUACCGGGAUUAAACCCUGAUCAGCCGGUGGAAGAUGGCUUCGCGACCACUUCGAUCGACGCGCUAAUGAAUUGGGCACGAACUGGUUCGAUGUGGCCGGUCACUUUUGGUCUGGCUUGCUGUGCGGUCGAGAUGAUGCACGCCGGUGCAGCGCGCUACGACCUGGACCGUUUUGGGGUGAUUUUUCGCCCAAGCCCGCGACAGUCUGACGUCAUGAUUGUGGCCGGAACGUUGGUCAAUAAAAUGGCCCCUGCGCUGCGCAAGGUGUAUGACCAAAUGGCUGAUCCCAAAUGGGUUAUUUCUAUGGGAUCGUGCGCCAACGGUGGUGGUUAUUACCACUACUCAUAUUCUGUGGUUAGAGGCUGCGAUCGAAUUAUUCCGGUGGAUGUUUAUGUGCCGGGCUGCCCGCCGACCGCAGAGGCGCUGGUUUACGGAAUUCUCCAGCUGCAAAACAAGAUCCGCAGAACCAGCACGAUUGCGCGCUAA